AAGCUGCAUAUACAACUACGAGAUUCCGAGAGAAUCAUCAAAACAACCAAGACCAACCCAAUACCCAUCAACGAAACCACAUCACCAUGCCUACCUACAUUGUCACUUGCAAGGACGACGCCAGCCCCGAGCAGGUCGAGUCAGCCAAGCAGCACGCCAAGGACCAGGGCGGCAAGAUCACCCACGAGUACUCCCUUAUUAAGGGCUUCGCUGUCGAAUACCCCAACGAUGCCGUCCAAACCCUAGAGAGCCAUGAGCACAUCCAGACCGUCGAGGCCGACCAGGAAGUGAGGACGCAGUAGAUGCAGGGAAGCGGCGAUAUACCAGAUAGACGGUCGAUGUGUUUAGAAUUCACAGAGAUCUGCUGCCUGCUGGCGUCUCGAUAGAAGCACAAUAUCAAUGAACACCGUUAUGAGGA
Molecule: messenger RNA, 418 nt
Organism: Fusarium vanettenii 77-13-4
Lineage: Eukaryota; Fungi; Ascomycota; Sordariomycetes; Hypocreales; Nectriaceae
Exons: 4
Coding region: 87-302 (71 amino acids)
Biological process (GO): vacuole fusion, non-autophagic
Molecular function (GO): endopeptidase inhibitor activity
Source: RefSeq, a predicted model, not a curated record